UUUUCACAUGAGACAGAAGAACUUCUCUCAACCUGUGAAGAUGCAUUCCAGGAUGGAAAAGAUGCCAUAUCUGAGGUUUACGACAAACUCAAAGGGGUUUCCUGCAGAGAAAACUCAUUUCUGGAAAACUUAAAAAAGAAGAUCUCAAGUCUAAAAGAUUAUAACCACAAAGAGAAAAUUUACAUUGGAUUCUUUGGGAAGACGGGAGCAGGAAAGAGCUCAUUGAUCAACGCAAUUGUCGAAGAAAAACUUCUACCAUCAGGAAGCGUGUAUGCCUGCACUUCCGUUUUUGUGCAUGUACAAGCUAAUACUGAACCCAGCGAAUACAAAGCUGAAAUUGAAUUCAUCAGUGCAGAGGACUGGGAAUCAGAACUACGUUUUCUGCUAGACUCACUCAAAAAUGAAAAUGACCAACAAAACAAAAUGGCAGCAAAAGAUGAUGAAAUUGCAGAAAUGGCAAGAGAAAAGAUAACAGCCAUUUAUGGAGAAGAGGGCCUGGAGAAAGAUUACAGUGAAUUGAUGGGAGCCAGAGAGGUUCCUGUGAUUCCAGGCACAGGCACGAAGACUCUGACUUUUCACACUGUGGAAGAACUGUCUAAAGGCAUUGGAUGCUACAUUCGGAGUGACAAAAAAUCAGAGCAGCAGUUCUGGCCUCUGGUGAAGCGAGUCACCAUCUCCUUGCCGAAGUCUCCAGCUCUGCUGGAGGGGAUUGUGCUGGUGGACCUGCCUGGAGCUGGAGACGUCAGUAAAUACAGAAGUGACAUGUGGAAAGAGUGUCUCAGCCAGUGCUCCUCUGUCUGGAUUAUCAAUGAGAUGAACCGUGCCCUGUCUGAGAAAGUAGCCAAUGAGAUCUUUGAUACAUCAUUGAGAACCAUUGCUGGAGGGGGAGAGUGUCACAAUGUCACCUUCAUCACAACCAAAACAGAUGUCAUCAACCCAGAGGAGAUCAAAGAAAAUUAUGAUAUCACAGAUGAGGACCUUGAAAUAGAAAGUAACAUUGGCAAGGGUACCCCGGAAUAUGAAAAGAAAGAAAAACAGGCGUGUAUACUGUACCGUAAUGACAAAUUUAAAGAAGAAAUCAAUAAACUCUUCAAAGCUAAAACAAAGAAAUUUCUGCUUGGUGAUGAAGACUAUUCAAAUGAGUUCUUUGAUGUGUACACUGUGAGUUCUGAAGAAUUCAAGAGAAUUGCACAGGGGAAGUCAACUGUUCUGGAUCACAAUGAAACUGAAUUGCCAGCGCUGAUGGAGCACAUUAAGAAACUGUACGUCUCCCAUUUCAAGAAGGAAGUGAAAGAUUAUGUAUCUGAGGUUUCUGGAAUCAUUUCAUAUCUUCACUUUUCAAAGGAUGCUCUCAGUUCAAAGAAACAGUCUUCAAAUGACGACGAGUUCAACCGACUUGAAAGGGAUCUGGGUAAAACAUGCGAAACAUUGAAUGAAAAUCUGAGCCAAGUUCACCAAAAACUCAAGAAAGAACUGGAGAUGGGAGCAAAGACAGCAGAGACAACAUGCCUGAAAAAUGCCACAGACAGAGUGCUGGAAUCACAAAAUUUGACAUCUUGCCUACCAAAAAUAAAAGUAGUAGUUCAUGAUAAUGGGUCCAAUAUAGUGGCAGCAAGGCGAAUGCUGGAAGAAAAACAUGUCCGCUGCACUGGACACACAAUCCAGCUCAUAGUUAACAAUGCCCACAAAGAGCCCAGCAUCAACAGAGCAGUAGGGGCUGCAAGAAACGUCAGGAGAAGCGAGCUGGCCGAUACAAAAUUGAAGGUGAAACAGCAGCAAAUUAGUACACCACAACAUAAGCUGAUCCAGGAUGUCAGUACAAGAUGGAACGGUACAUAGAAUAUGACAGAGAGACUGCUGGAACAGCGCUGGCCAGUUACUGCCACUCUGUCCGAUCCUGAGGAAACUCCAAGGGGCAAACAGUACUUUAACUUGCAGCCAGAACAAUGGAUGCUGCUUGAAGAGCUAACACAAGGGUUGCAGCCUUUUGAAUAUGGUACCCUUACCUUCGUGGAAUAUGCAACCGUUUUAUGUCUUCCACAGCUGGUCAAAGGGCUGCAUCGUUCCAUACAGCAAACCCUUAGUUUGGAGACGUGCACAGGAAAAGCAUUUCUGGCCAGUGCAGAAAAAGGGAUAACCGAGAGAUGGGGGAGUCUGAACACCAUCUCAGCAGAAAUGCACAACCCAAUUGUUCUUUCAGCUGCCCUUGACCCAAGAUUCAGAAAGCUGAAGUUUAUUGCGGCUGAAGAUGGCACAAGGGUGCAAGGGACAGGUGAAGUCCUUGCUAUCAAAGAAGCAAAGGAGACUGGGAUACAUGGGUGUGAGCAACAGCAGAGGGUCAAAAACAGCAGAGGGAGACAAUCAGCACUGGAUAACCUCCUUCAGUCUGACACAGACAGUCUCAGUGCGGAAGAGGAAUCCCAGGAGGACCAAAUGGUGAGAAAUGAAGUUCAGAUGUACUUUGCAGAGCCAGCAGUACCCAAAAAGGAAGACCCUCUCGGAUGGAGGAGGGAAAAUAAGAGGCAUUUUCCCACAUUAUCAAAUCUGGCAAGAUCUUUUCUGUGCAUUCCUGCAACAUCCACCCCGUCAGUGCACAUCUUCUCUGCAGGAGGGAAUAUCUGCUCUCAGAAGAGAGCCAGCCUCUCACAAGACCAUAUAGAGAAGCUGACUUUCCUCCAUUUCAAUACUGUGAUAGUUGCAAGAGUGAAGACCACAGAAUGCACAAAGCACAGAAUGCACUUUUCUUUUUUUGUUUAU
This is a messenger RNA of Conger conger (European conger), 2757 nucleotides long. RefSeq names its product nuclear GTPase SLIP-GC-like. The record is from RefSeq and is a predicted model, not a curated record. NCBI's taxonomy places the organism in Eukaryota, Metazoa, Chordata, Actinopteri, Anguilliformes, Congridae. The annotation marks the transcript as partial. The transcript has 12 exons.